UGCAGAGAGUAGCGCAGAAGAGACGACAUGAACAAAGUGACAGUACUACUCCACGUCCACACAAAACGCACCUUUCAUUUCCCUGAACAAUUAUUUAUUUAAUUUCAUAAGCAAUGUACUUAUGCUGCUUAAUCGUAAAGGAAAUAUAGACUACAUUAUUGGAAAUAGUCGGCAACAGCAAGAUUGCAACAUGCACCAGGAUUACCAGAAGCACAAAAUACCAGUGCAGCCAAAGAAACAGUGUCAACAGAACAGGAAAGGAAAACAUGGCAAACAAACACCAAAGUGUCAUCUUGCUGUUGUGCGGAAUCAGAGAGUCCCUAGACCGCCAAACGCAUUCAUGGUCUUCUCAAAUGAAUGGAGAAAUAAACUGGCUGCCCUGUACCCUGCAGACAGCAACACUCAAAUCAGCGUGAGUGGGAUCCGACCUGGAAAUACUGUCAACCAGACCAUGGUACAUCACAUUUCACUCAACGACAUCGAGAUGUCCGACGACACCCUACGACGUUUCUGGGACCUAGAGACCAUCGGUAUCCGAGAGACGCAAGACCGUGCGCACACAGCCAAGGACAUUGCUAUUCUUUAGGAGUUACAUGUAAAAAUACAUAAUAAAGGUAGACUUUGAGUUCAA
Zootermopsis nevadensis is the source of this 631-nucleotide messenger RNA. Lineage: Eukaryota; Metazoa; Arthropoda; Insecta; Blattodea; Termopsidae. The record is from RefSeq and is a predicted model, not a curated record.